This is a messenger RNA of Gongylonema pulchrum, 264 nucleotides long. The record is from the annotation of a GenBank genome assembly. Lineage: Eukaryota; Metazoa; Nematoda; Chromadorea; Rhabditida; Gongylonematidae.
AUGAUUUUCGUCAUCUUCAUGGCCAUAUACGUUGCUGUUACAGUGGGAAAUGAGCAGCAGCUACAUAACAGUAGCGGCAAUGAUGACAUGGAUCGCAGUACCGACGAGCAACGAUUGCUCCAUCAUCUGCUUAGGCAGUACGAGAAAGCAGUACGGCCGGUGCGGAAUGCCUCAAAUACAGUAAUUGUAAAGCUCGGGAUGACAAUGACCAAUAUUUUUGAUAUGGUACUUUUUUUUGCUCAUUCUAUUCAAUUCUAUGAAUAG